This is a messenger RNA of Alexandromys fortis (reed vole), 3954 nucleotides long. It is a transcript of the gene Skic2, whose product is annotated as SKI2 subunit of superkiller complex. The record is from RefSeq and is a predicted model, not a curated record. The coding region runs from base 121 to 3954 and encodes 1277 amino acids. Gene Ontology annotation, biological process: nuclear-transcribed mRNA catabolic process, 3'-5' exonucleolytic nonsense-mediated decay. Gene Ontology annotation, cellular component: Ski complex. The transcript has 27 exons. NCBI's taxonomy places the organism in Eukaryota, Metazoa, Chordata, Mammalia, Rodentia, Cricetidae. Gene Ontology annotation, molecular function: ATP binding; RNA helicase activity; RNA binding.
UGGUGGAGGGAGGGGGCGUGUCGGGGAAAAAAUCCCUCAAUUUCCGCCCAUCUCGGGGCGGGGCCAACUCCGUGGUUCCUCUGCGUUUCCGGGCUGCGAGGCAGCUGUCGAGGCUUCAGGAUGCUGGACACAGAGAGACUCGUGCUCCCUCCCCCCGAUCCCUUGAACCUGCCUCUUGGAGCUCUGGAAGUGGGCUGCACUGGGCACUGGGAGCUGCUGAACGUGCCUGGGGCUCCACAGAGCACUCUACCCCACGGCCUCCCUCCCUGUGCCCCUGACCUACAGCAGGAAGCGGAGCAGCUGUUCCUCUCGUCUCCCGCCUGGCUUCCUCUGCAUGGUGUGGAACACUCAGCUCGAAAAUGGCAGAGGAAGAGGGAUCCCUGGUCUCUUCUGGCUGCUCUGGGGGCUCCUGUCCCAUCCGACCUUCAGGCCCAGAGACACCCAACCACAGGCCAGAUACUGGGCUACAAGGAGGUCCUGCUGGAGAACACAAACCUGUCGGCCACAACCUCCUUGUCCCUUCGCCGGCCUCCAGGGCCAGCCCCCCAGUCACUAUGGGGCAACCCAACACAGUACCCUUUCUGGCCUGGUGGGAUGGACGAGCCCACCAUGACAGAUCUGAGCACUCGGGAAGAAGCUGAGGAGGAGAUAGACUUUGAGAAAGAUCUUCUCACUGUCCCACCUGGCUUCAAGAAAGGCGUGGAUUUUGCCCCCAAGGAUCACCAAGCUCCUGUGCCAGGUUUGCUUAGCCUCAGCCGCCUGCUGGAGCCCCUAGAUCUGAGCGGAGGUGAUGAGGACGAGGGUGAGCCAGCAGGAGGCCCUGGAGGGGGCACUGCCUCCGCCUCUCCACGCAGCGCUCCCCUGGGCCGAGCAAGCAGCUUGGAGGACCUCGUGUUGAAGGAAGUAUCCACAAUCGCAUCCCCCCUGGAGCCUCCCAAACCUGCACCCCAGGAACAGUGGGCCGUACCAGUGAAUGUCACCUCCCCUGUAGGUGAUUUUUACCGUCUCAUUCCUCAGCCUGCCUUCCAGUGGGCGUUUGAGCCAGAUGUGUUUCAGAAGCAGGCCAUCCUGCACCUGGAGCAGCACAACUCUGUCUUUGUUGCGGCUCACACAUCCGCCGGGAAGACAGUGGUGGCUGAUUACGCCAUUGCCCUGGCCCAGAAACACAUGACCCGUACCAUUUACACGUCUCCAAUCAAAGCCCUGAGCAACCAGAAGUUUCGGGAUUUCCGGAACACAUUUGGGGACGUGGGGCUGCUCACAGGGGACGUGCAACUGCACCCAGAGGCCUCCUGCCUUAUCAUGACCACAGAGAUCCUUCGCUCCAUGCUGUACAGCGGCUCAGACGUCAUCCGGGACUUGGAGUGGGUCAUCUUUGAUGAAGUCCACUAUAUCAACGAUGCCGAGCGUGGGGUCGUGUGGGAGGAGGUGCUCAUCAUGCUCCCUGACCACGUCUCCAUCAUCCUUCUGAGCGCCACCGUCCCCAACGCCCUGGAGUUUGCUGACUGGAUUGGGAGGCUGAAGCGGCGGCAGAUCUUUGUGAUUAGCACGGUUGCCCGUCCUGUCCCCCUGGAACACUAUCUCUUCACAGGAAACAGCCCCAAAACGCAGGGGGAGCUCUUCCUGCUGUUGGACUCCCGAGGGGCCUUCCACACCAAGGGGUACUAUGCUGCAGUGGAGGCCAAGAAGGAGAGGAUGAGCAAGCAUGCCCAGACCUUUGGGGCCAAACAGCCCACGCACCAGGGGGGGCCUGCACAGGACCGCGGGGUGUACCUGUCCCUGCUGGCUUCCCUCCGGGCCCGGGCUCAGCUGCCUGUGGUCGUGUUCACCUUUUCCCGAGGCCGCUGUGAUGAGCAGGCUUCAGGCCUCACCUCUCUGGAUCUCACUACAAGCUUGGAGAAGAGCGAGAUCCACCUCUUCCUGCAGCGCUGCCUUGCACGGCUCCGAGGCUCUGACCGACAGCUACCCCAGGUGCGUCCCUCUAGAUACGGUUGGGGGUGUGGUGGUCCGAGACCUGCCCCUGCCGAGGGGGCCUCCUACACCUUCUCUGACCUGCUCCCCUCCCUGCUGCAGGUCCUGCACAUGUCAGAGCUCCUUCGCCGGGGCCUGGGUGUGCACCACAGUGGCAUCCUGCCCAUCCUUAAGGAGAUUGUGGAGAUGCUGUUCAGCCGAGGGCUGGUCAAGGUCCUGUUUGCCACCGAGACCUUUGCCAUGGGAGUAAACAUGCCAGCAAGGACCGUGGUGUUUGACUCCAUGCGCAAACACGAUGGCUCCACCUUCCGGGACCUGCUGCCUGGGGAGUACGUACAGAUGGCAGGCCGGGCGGGCCGGAGGGGCCUGGACCCCACGGGCACAGUCAUCCUGCUCUGUAAGGGCCGAGUGCCUGAGAUGGCAGAUCUACACCGCAUGAUGAUGGGGAAGCCGUCCCAGCUUCAGUCCCAGUUCCGCCUCACGUACACUAUGAUCCUCAACCUGCUGCGGGUGGACGCCCUCAGGGUGGAGGACAUGAUGAAGAGGAGCUUCUCAGAGUUUCCAUCCCGCAAAGACAGCAAGGCCCAUGAGGAGGCUCUGGCUGAACUCACCAAGAGGCUGGGGGCCUUGGAGGAACCUGACGUGACUGGCCAACUGGCUGACCUGCCUGAGUAUUACAGCUGGGGGGAGGAGCUGACAGAGACCCGCAACAUGAUCCAGCGAUGCAUCAUGGAGUCUGUGAACGGGCUGAAAUCUCUCUCCACGGGAAGGGUGGUAGUCGUGAAGAACAAGGAGCAUCACAAUGCGUUAGGCGUGAUCCUGCAGGUCUCCUCAAACACCAGCAGAGUGUUCACAACGUUGGUCUUGUGUGAUAAGCCUGCUGUGUCUGAGAGCCCACGGGACAAGGGGCCAACCACUCCAGAUGUGCCCUACCCAGACGACCUUGUGGGCUUCAAGCUGUUCCUGCCUGAAGGGCCCUGUGAGCACACCGUGGCCAAGCUCCAGCCAGGAGAUGUGGCUGCCAUCUCCACCAAAGUGCUCCGGGUGAACGGGGAGAAGAUCUCUGAGGACUUCAGCAAGAGGCAGCAACCAAAAUUCAGGAAGGACCCUCCCCUUGCAGCUGUGACCACUGCAGUUCAGGAGCUGCUGCGUCUGGCUCAGGCCCAUCCAUCAGGGCCCCCGACCCUUGACCCUGUCAACGACCUGCAGCUCAAGGAUGUGUCAGUGGUGGAAGGUGGGCUCCGAGCCCGGAAGCUGGAGGAGCUGGUCCGGGGGGCUCAGUGUGUGCACAGCCCCCGGUUCCCUGCCCAGUACCUGAAGCUGCGGGAGCGAAGGCAGAUUCAGAAGGAAAUGGAGAGGCUGAGCUUCCUACUGUCUGAUCAGUCGCUGCUGCUGCUCCCCGAGUACCACCAGCGCGUAGAGGUGCUCCGGACCCUGGGCUAUGUGGAUGAGGCGGGCACAGUGAAGCUGGCAGGCCGAGUGGCCUGCGCCAUGAGCAGCCACGAGCUGCUCCUCACAGAGCUCAUGUUUGACAAUGCGCUGAGCGCCCUGCGACCAGAGGAGAUUGCAGCUCUGCUCUCUGGCCUGGUCUGCCAGAGCCCCGGUGACCCUGGGGAUCAGCUCCCAAGCACCCUCAAACAGGGGGUGGAGCGUGUCAAAGCUGUGGCUAAGCGGAUUGGUGAGGUUCAGGUGGCCUGUGGCCUGAACCAGACAGUGGAAGAAUUUGUGGGAGAGCUGAAUUUUGGGCUGGUUGAAGUUGUGUAUGAGUGGGCUCGGGGUAUGCCCUUCUCCGAGUUGGCCGGGCUCUCAGGGACCCCAGAAGGCUUAGUGGUCCGCUGCAUCCAGCGCCUGGCUGAGAUGUGUCGCUCGCUUCGAGGAGCAGCCCGUUUGGUAGGGGAGCCCGUGCUGGGCGCCAAGAUGGAGACGGCAGCCACCUUGCUGCGGCGGGACAUUGUCUUCGCAGCCAGCCUCUACACCCAGUAA